Molecule: messenger RNA, 1624 nt
Organism: Pseudophryne corroboree (corroboree frog)
Lineage: Eukaryota; Metazoa; Chordata; Amphibia; Anura; Myobatrachidae
Product: ribulose-phosphate 3-epimerase-like
Exons: 6
Coding region: 147-887 (246 amino acids)
Biological process (GO): carbohydrate metabolic process; pentose-phosphate shunt, non-oxidative branch
Cellular component (GO): cytosol
Molecular function (GO): metal ion binding; D-ribulose-phosphate 3-epimerase activity
Source: RefSeq, a predicted model, not a curated record
UGUGACGUCAUCACGCCGGAAUCAAAUCCCGGGUACCAUGGUAACAAGAGUAUGCGACGCUGGAUGGGGCACGGGGGGCGCCCUCUGUCUCUGGUCAGUCACUUCCAGCUGCAGCUCCACAGCCGCCCGGACUUCCCCGCUGCUGGAUGUGCUACAUCACCUCUCUCCCCUGCCGGCCUCAGCCCCGUGAACACGGUGGUGCUGCUGCUGCUGGGGAAUGGAGGUCUUGUCUCUGGCUGGCCAAGCGGGCAGUGGUCGCUGCCUUCCUCAACAUCGGUACCGUCUGGAGAGGGCCCCUGAGGCAUUGCCUGGGGGCUAGCGGCCUCAUCACCAGCCCAUGUAUGUCUCAUGACAGCUGUGUGAGGAAGAAUAAAGCAACAGGCUCUAAAGAGGAAAGAAAGGACAUGCACAUGAUGGUUGCAAAACCAGAGCAGUGGGUGAAACCUAUGGCAGCUGCUGGUGCCAACCAGUACACAUUCCAUUUGGAAGCCACAGACAAUCCCGGAGCCUUGAUUAAAGAUAUACGGGAGAGUGGCAUGAAGGUGGGACUGGGUAUUAAACCAAACACUACAGUGGAAUAUCUAGCACUGUGGGCAAAUCAAAUUGAUAUGGCGCUGGUGAUGACCGUGGAGCCUGGUUUCGGUGGACAGAAGUUCAUGGAGGAUAUGAUGCCAAAGGUGCAGUGGCUAAGAUCACAGUUUCCAUCACUGGACAUUGAGGUGGACGGGGGUGUGGGGCUGGACAAUAUCCACCGAUGCGCAGAGGCUGGCGCUAACAUGAUUGUCUCUGGAAGCGCCAUUAUGAAGAGUGACGACCCGCGCUCUGUGAUCAAUCUGCUCCGGAACACCUGCCGUGAAGCUGCGCAGAAACGCUCGCUGGAUCGGUGAAGCCUGAUGAAGUCAUUCUGGUACUGUGAUCCAACUACUGAGGGACCCCUUCCUGGUACAGAGAGCAAGCCUGGGACAGAGGCUAGGCUGGAACAAUACGGACCACCUACAGCCAUGCAUUACUCUUCCAGUGGAGAAUAACUGUAUGACAGAAGAGGCUUCAAUUCUUUUCUUUUUAUACAUGUCAAGGUUGUGUUUCUGUUACUCAAUCUGGAACUUGUUGUUUGUGUGGUCUCUAAAAAAAAAAAAUGUGCUGCUUCCUUUUACAUAACUCAGAGUGGAACUUCAUCUGUUUAAACCAAUUUGAACUGUGCUGUGUUACCUUUCCAUUUAUAUUAGAGCACAUUUAUUGGGAAAACUACUAGGAAGUUACUACCUACCCAAUGCCAUAUUUUGGGUCAGGUUUGCCCGCACUUCUUAUUUAUGUGGACUAAUAUAUAUAAAGCAGCAUAUUUUGCUAAGACUUAUUAAUAGGAAUGUUUUUUUUAUUUUUUUAAGUACUGAGUUGUUUACAUAUUAGACAAAAAAAAAUUACAAUUUGUUAACUUCAUUUAUGUAUUAUGCUUUACUUUGAGGGAUCAUCUAUCUGUCAGCAAAAGCUUUAAUACAACAGCUCAUAGACAGAUACUUGUGUCUGCGUUAAGCAGGCAUUGUUUUUUAGGCGAAUCCCAAAAUACAGUUAAGAAAACAGAAAAGUCGUGUCACUGAAAAAUUAAAUAUUCCGAUGUAAUAUACAA